Molecule: messenger RNA, 1923 nt
Organism: Acaulospora morrowiae
Lineage: Eukaryota; Fungi; Glomeromycota; Glomeromycetes; Diversisporales; Acaulosporaceae
Source: the annotation of a GenBank genome assembly
AUGAGUCAAAUAUAUGUAUGGAACUCAGCCGUUAAAGCAUUAAGGAGAGAGGAGCGCAAACAAGUAUUCAGUCAUGCAACGUCAGUGACCUCUAUAGUAGCUGAUGCACCAAAAGAAAAACAGACUCGAAAAGAUAUUGUUGAUGAUCUCGUCAAGUCAUUGCUCCAAGACAAGUCUUCAAGUGAUUCAACAACUCAAACUCACACGAAAAGCGAAGAUUCCGAGAGUUAUGAAAAACACUCAAUCCCUACUUCUGUUACCAUUCCUACGCAUAUCGGAGUGUCUCCGAGCACUUCAGUCCCUCAGAGCCCUCAAAUAACAACUCCUCAUAAUGGCCGUUUUGUCCCCUUUAUUCCGGAGUUCUCGUCUUUUGAAGCUGUUAUUUUAGACAUUGCUCCAAGGGAAAUAGUUCUCUACAAUAAAGAAGUUCAGACAACUGAAAAUUCUUUUGGCCCACCACCGCCUUCUGAACAAGAAAUUCGUGCUAAAAUAUUAAAAGAACAAGAAGAAAUAGAAAGGGCACGACAAAUAGCUUUAGAAGAAGAACGCUUAAGGGCUGAAGCGGAAAAGAAGAAAGUUCAAAAACUCAAAGAUAUUUCUGAGGAGGAAAAGAGGAAGAUUGUCAACUCGGCUGAAUUUGUAGAAUUCAUAGAUUAUUCGACAAAAAUUGUGGAAAGAGCGCUUAAUGAAAAUUAUGACUUCAUGAAAGACUAUAGCAUCAUUAAUGAUGUUGAAAGUGAUGAGAAAACCGGGAAUAGAGUUAAAUAUAUGUGCUCAUUCUUCGAUGAUCAAUGGAGUAAGAAUCGUUCUGUCACAGAUGUAAACUGGUCAAAAAAAAAUCCUGAGUUGGUUGUUGCUUCAUACAACAAAAAUCCGAUUGCGAUGAAUGAACCUGACGGUGUUGUCCUAGUGUGGAGCUUACGUUUACUUGAACGCCCAGAAUUCGUAUUUCAUUCACAGUCGGACGUUCUUACGACUGCAUUCUCCGAAUUUCACCCAACUCUUGUCAUUGGAGGUACUUAUUCUGGUCAAAUAGUUCUCUGGGAUAUGCGAGCAAAGUCUUUGCCCGUUCUUAAAACUCCUCUCUCUUCUAAUGGACACACGCACCCUGUCUAUUCAAUGCAAAUGGUCGGAACUCAGAACGCUCACAAUCUCGUUACUGCAAGUACAGAUGGUUUGGUUUGUUCUUGGCAAUUGGACAUGCUUGCUCAGCCACAGGAACACUUGGAAUUAGUUCACGCAGAGCACAGCAAAACUGAUGAGGUUUCAGUCACGGCUCUUGGUUUUCCAGAUAAUGAAACUGCAGCUUUCUGGGUUGGAACUGAGGAGGGUAAUGUCUACCAAGCUAAUCGAUAUGGAAGGGCCGGAGGCAAAGCUGGUAUUAAUCCAUACGAUUUUUACAAGGGACAUUGGGGUCCAAUUACUGGCCUUCAUUUCCAUCCUUUGUUUGGGCCCGUUGACUUUUCAGACCUGUUUUUGACUUCUUCUGUAGAUUGGACUGUAAAGUUGUGGCGAGCUAAAUCAAUUUCAAAACCGUCAACUUCUACGCAAAAUGUUGCUCCGUUAUAUUCUUUCGAAGGAGCUGAUGAUUAUGUGUACGAUGUUAAGUGGUCCCCUAGUCACCCAGCGCUAUUUGCUUCGGUAGAUGGUACGGGUAAAUUCGCUUUGUGGAAUUUAAAUGUUGACGCCGAGGUACCAAUUGUGAAUACACAGGUUGGUCAAGGUAGAGCAUUGAACAAGAUUCAAUGGGAUAAAGAAGGACGUAAGACAGCUAUUGGUUCGUCAGACGGCAGAGUCCAUAUUUAUGACAUAGGAGAGUUAUCUCAACCAAGGAGUGAUGAAUGGAGCAUUAUGCAAAAAACCAUAUCAGAGAUAAUUGAUACCACAGAAAGUCAUGGUGGAAGAUAUGCACUCGCAAAAUAA